UGCGAAAAUCCUAGCGCCUUCAGCAUUGGUUUGUGAAAUGGCCAAGUCCAAAAAUCACACAGCUCACAACCAGUCGUACAAGGCCUAUAGGAAUGGCAUCAAGAAGCCAAGAAAGCACCGCCAUUCAUCUACCAAAGGAAUGGAUCCUAAGUUCUUGAGGAGCCAGAGGUAUGCCAGGAAGCACAAAAACAUUAAGAGUGGUGGAUCUGCCGAUGAAGAGUAAACAAAUCCCUUAAAGUAACCAUGGCUAGCAAUGCUUUUUGAAUUUGGGAUUUUUUUAUCUUGUUAAGUUUUUGUUUUUUGUUAUGGAAUUAUAGUGGUUACUUACUAGAAUGGAACCUAAUUUAGUUUGUUAUUCUGUUAUCUAAACCAGUUAUUAGUCUCUUUUAAU
This is a messenger RNA of Nicotiana attenuata, 391 nucleotides long. Its product is annotated as 60S ribosomal protein L29-2-like. Gene Ontology annotation, biological process: cytoplasmic translation. The record is from RefSeq and is a predicted model, not a curated record. Gene Ontology annotation, molecular function: structural constituent of ribosome. Bases 38 to 223 code for a protein of 61 amino acids. NCBI's taxonomy places the organism in Eukaryota, Viridiplantae, Streptophyta, Magnoliopsida, Solanales, Solanaceae. The transcript has a single exon. Gene Ontology annotation, cellular component: cytosolic large ribosomal subunit; ribosome.